Culex pipiens pallens (northern house mosquito) is the source of this 2062-nucleotide messenger RNA. It is a transcript of the gene Taf6, whose product is annotated as transcription initiation factor TFIID subunit 6. The record is from RefSeq and is a predicted model, not a curated record. The transcript is spliced from 4 exons. Gene Ontology annotation, molecular function: RNA polymerase II general transcription initiation factor activity; transcription coactivator activity; protein heterodimerization activity. The coding region runs from base 105 to 1949 and encodes 614 amino acids. Gene Ontology annotation, biological process: RNA polymerase II preinitiation complex assembly; transcription initiation at RNA polymerase II promoter. Lineage: Eukaryota; Metazoa; Arthropoda; Insecta; Diptera; Culicidae. Gene Ontology annotation, cellular component: transcription factor TFIID complex; SLIK (SAGA-like) complex; SAGA complex.
AAACUGCAGUUUUGCAUUUUUAUUUCUGCCGCGGAUGCUGUCGAUUAAAAUUGCGGAUAAAUUUGUAAUCGAAGUGGUUUUUGGUGAUUUUUAAAGGCGCCACAAUGAGCGACGGCGACAAAACCAUGUACGGCACAACGCUGUCGCUGGAAUCGAUCAAGGUAAUCGCGGAAAGCAUCGGCGUCGGGAGCUUGCCGGAUGAUGCCGCCAAGGAGCUGGCGGACGAUGUGUCCAUCAAGCUGAAGCAGAUUGUGCAGGACGCGGCCAAGUUUAUGCACCACUCGAAGCGAAUGAAGAUGUCGAUCGCCGACAUUGACCACUCGCUGAAGGUGCGGAACAUUGAGCCGCAGUACGGGUUCGUUUCGCCGGAUUUUAUUCCGUUCCGGUUUGCUUCCGGGGGUGGGCGGGAGUUGCACUUUAUUGAGGAGAAGGAGAUUGACUUGGCGGAGGUGAUUCAGACGGCGCCACCAAAAAUUCCGCUGGAUAUAACGCUGAGGGCACAUUGGCUGUGUGUGGACGGAGUGCAGCCGACGAUUCCGGAGAAUCCGCCGCCGCUGUCAAAGGAUGUUCAGGCGUUGGACUCGGUCAAUCCGGUGAAUAAGCUGGACAAGGCGCACAUUAAGGACACGACGGGAAAGCCCGCGAUAGGGAAGGCUCACAAGCUGAAGAACGUGGAAACGGUCCACGUGAAGCAGCUGGCCACGCACGAAUUGUCCGUAGAGCAGCAGUUGUACUACAAGGAGAUUACCGAGGCGUGCGUCGGAUCGGACGAAGCUAGGAGGGCCGAAGCGCUUACCUCGCUGGCGUGCGAUCCGGGACUGCACGAGAUGUUGCCGAGGAUGUGCACCUUCAUUGCCGAGGGCGUGAAGGUCAACGUGGUCCAGAACAAUCUGGCGCUGUUGAUUUACCUGAUGCGGAUGGUGCGAGCCCUGCUGGACAAUCCGGCGCUGUAUCUGGAGAAAUAUCUUCACGAACUGAUCCCAUCCGUCUCGACAUGCAUCGUUUCACGCCAGCUGUGCAUGCGCCCCGAACUGGACAACCACUGGGCGCUGCGCGACUUUGCCGCCCGACUGAUGGCCCAAAUUUGCAAAAAUUUCAACACUUCUACUAACAAUCUUCAGACGCGCGUUACGCGACUCUUCAGCGCCGCCCUGCAAAACGACAAAACUCCCCUUUCGUCGCUGUACGGCGCCCUCGAGGGACUCUCGGAGCUGGGAACGGAAGUGAUCAAGGUGUUUAUCAUCCCUCGGUUGCGCUUCAUCUCGGACCGGGUUGAGGUGCACCUGCAGGGAAGCAACAUCAGCGCGGUGGACAAGAUUGCGGCCGGUCACAUCCGGGCCAUGCUGCAGAAGGUUUGCUCACCGGUGCUGAAAACGCUCCGCAAUCCACCGGACGUUGUCGAGGAAUACAAGAAAGAUUACGGCUUCCUCGGUCCAACCAUCCACCAGGGUGUGAUCAAGGCACGGACGGCACCUCCGACGGCCACAACCUGUACCAGCAGCAGCAGCGUGUCCGUGAACAACGUUUCGAUCGUGACCACUGCGGCCGCCACCCCCGCACGUCCACAGACUCCGCUGAUAAGCUCGGUUGUCAACAAACCGUCCGGUUCGGGAGCCUUCCAGCGACAGUCAUCGUCCCAGGGUGGUUCCUCAGCCAGCGGCCAGCAAAAGUUCGUCAUCGUUUCCCAACGCCAGCAGACGCCGUCGCCGUCGCAGGACGACUUUGUCGGGAUCAUCCAGCAAAGUCAGCGCUCCAGCGUGGGUGGAUCCUCCCAGCAGGGACUCAUCAAGAUCGAGCCCCAGUCGGGUGCCGCCGCCGUCGCCGCCCAGAAGCUGGUCGUAAUCAACCAGUCGACGCCGCAGCAGGGCCCGGCGGCGAAUGUCAUCACCAUCGGGGGCACCCAGACGGGACCGCCGCCCGAGCUGGACGAUUUGUCGCAUUUGGCAUAAGCAGGGCAGCGAAGCAUUUAAUCGUAAGUUUUUUUGUGUCGUGUAUUUUUUCCCUCUUCGUCGGUAGAUUUAAGAUAGAUUUUUAUCGGAUGGAAUAUAACUUUCGUAUUCAA